Rhizophagus irregularis DAOM 181602=DAOM 197198 is the source of this 471-nucleotide messenger RNA. NCBI's taxonomy places the organism in Eukaryota, Fungi, Glomeromycota, Glomeromycetes, Glomerales, Glomeraceae. The record is from RefSeq and is a predicted model, not a curated record.
AUGACAGCUAAUCUUGCAAAUUUACAACAAAAUGAAUUAUCAAAACGGAAACGCAUUGAUAAAGUUGCAAGUGAAACAAAUAUUACUCAAGAUUUUCCAUUGCAGCAAAAUGAUUAUGUAAUUGUGCUAUAUGGAAAAAAAAUUUGUAUUGGCAAGAAAACUAAAGAGGAUAUAUGUUGUGAUAAACUUCAAAGAUUAAAUCAAGGAAAAUUAGAUUUUCUUUUUAAUAUGGUUAAGAUAUCAUCAGAUCAAAAUACUUUUCUUGUCAAAAAAAAAUCUGAUAAUUUAUUCGUAUCUUUUUAUGAUGAUAAGCCUUUACGUCUAGAUGAGGAAAUUGUAUGAAAAUUAAAUGAUAUGGUCAAUUUUCUUAUAAAAUCUUUAUUAUCUGAAAAUAUAAUAUUAGAACAAGAAUUUCAUAUAUGUAAUGUUAUUACUAGUGAAUGUACGUGCUAGGAAUACAUAUGAAAUAGU